Messenger RNA from Medicago truncatula (barrel medic), 1518 nucleotides. Its product is annotated as nuclear pore complex protein NUP43. Bases 74 to 1129 code for a protein of 351 amino acids. The record is from RefSeq and is a predicted model, not a curated record. Gene Ontology annotation, molecular function: protein binding. The transcript has 5 exons. Gene Ontology annotation, cellular component: nuclear pore outer ring. NCBI's taxonomy places the organism in Eukaryota, Viridiplantae, Streptophyta, Magnoliopsida, Fabales, Fabaceae.
AAAGGUAUUUUGUCAAACAAGUUCCCCCCAUUACUCACUAGUCUAUGCGCGAAUUGUAGCAAAAACCCUUGCAAUGGCAGUGACGGCAAAUUCAGAAAUCCACAGAUUCCCACAAUACAAAUACAUCGACGCCGUUCGUUGGCUUCCAGUUCUAUCCGCAUUCAACCGCUUCGCCGUUCUCGCUACUUCCGAUUUCGAUUCCAACCUCUCUUCCAUCGAAAUCCACUCUUUCAAACCAAAUCCACUUUCCUUCGAAUUCCAAUCUUCAUGGACAUCCCCUUCACCAAUCUCAUCUAUCAAAUCCUCUCAGUUUCUUCAGAAAUCAAUCAUCGCCUCUUCAACUUCCUCCGGUUCACUUCACUUCUUGUUCGCCGAUUCCACCGAUGCGAGGCUUGUAUCUGAGGUAUCUGUUCCGGAGAAUGAGCUUCACUUGGAGGGUAAGUGCUGCAUUGAUUUGAUGGAUGGCGGGGUUGAGUGUGUUACUGUUGGGGAUGAUGGGAGGAUUAAUUUGGUUACUGUUGGAGACUCUAAUUUGAAUUAUCGUAGAUUGUUUGAUAGUGGUGGGUUAGUUUCUUAUACGUCGGUCAAAUGGGCUUCUCCGGUGGAGUUUGCUACUGGUGGAUAUGGAUUUGGUCUUCAUUGGUGGGAUCAGAGAAAACCUGGUGGACCGGUUUCUCAGUUCAAGGGUAACUGGGAUAAAAAUUUGAAUUCUGGGAUAGUGCAUUCUAUAGACAUUCAUCCAUCAAGAAAGCAUACUUGUCUGGCUGCUGGCUCCUUAGGUACUGUUUUGGCUUGGGAUCUUAGGAUGCAACAACAGCCGAUUAUACUUUCAGGAACAGGAGCAGGUGAUGGGGCUGGCAACACUGCCGUUCAGUCAAUAUCUGAAAGUGAGGUUUGGGAGGUUCAGUAUGAUCGUUGCAUAAAAUCAAACACUUCAUCUACCCGGAUUUUACCUGCUAUGAUAUGUUCGGAGGAUGGAAUUCUUGGCGUGAUUGAGCAAGGUGAGGAACCUAUUGAGCUGCUGGCAGAACCUUGCGCCAUCAAUAGCUUUGAUAUUGAUCGACAUAAUCCUUUGGAUGUGAUAUGUAGUUUAGAGUGGGAAUCAGUUGCCAUAUUGACAAGACAAUAACAUUAACAGUCUUGUCUUGUUUGUACUGUAUUUGCUUGAAAUUGAGAAUUCUGAAAAGGGUACAUUUUGUAGCUGAUGGAAGAACUGGAGCUUUUAACUCAUUAUUUGUACUUCUCUAUGACCAAAUGUAAUGUUCUUUUGUAAAGCCAUUAGUAUGAAAAUGGAUUUUGGGAUUGGCGGAUUGCAAAAUAUGCAGCAUGUAUGAAAGGAGGCGUUUAAACUACAAUUGCAUUUAUUUGCAAAUUUGGGUGUGAUCUAUAUCCUGAUUGUCAUUAUAUCUUCAUCUCAACUGUUUGAUUUCCAUAUUGAUUUAACGUGAUCAUAUAUAGUAUAGUGACACAGUUUAUAUUUUUCACAAGAAAACAUAGUUGAUAUUGUUGUGCCUUCAA